Molecule: messenger RNA, 3857 nt
Organism: Paramuricea clavata
Lineage: Eukaryota; Metazoa; Cnidaria; Anthozoa; Malacalcyonacea; Plexauridae
Source: the annotation of a GenBank genome assembly
AUGUUUCUACAGGACUGCUAUCAACUGAAAGAUAAGUUUCCUCUCAUCUACAAAUCAUACAUGGACGGUGGAUUCGUUAUGAAUGGUAACAGGAAAGGAAAUGGAGUUCCAUUUGACAAAGCUCUGGAACAGUGUUACAACCGACUGGCAAAAGUUAGUGGCAGCAUAAUUGGGGUGACCAGAAAGAAAGACGCAGUAGCUUUGUGGGACAUCAUCAAACACAAGAAAGACCAGUAUGUUCAUCUUCUAAAGAUGCAAGAAGAUGUUGAAGGAGAGUUGUCACUUCAUCACAACUUUAACCAGAGUACCACAACAAAGAUUUCUGCAUUGGUUCAGGAAAUACAUACAUAUCUUCUUAAAGUAUGUGGUUCAAUACUAGAUCAGAACACACUUAAGAACGUGGUAACAGGGGAAAUUGUGACGGAAGUGAAUGUGAAUAUGGUAUUAUAUUGCAUUAAAGAAGGAACCGAUGCCUAUGCUAAGUUUAUCAAAGAUCGAUUAAGAAGCAAGACCAUUAUCAGAAUCAAGUUGAAGACCUCAAAUAAAACAUCACAUUUGACUUCCAAACUGGACAUCAAGGAAGAAACGACCAAGGCCCUGAUGUAUGUAGAAUAUGCAUGUCACCAUGGUUUUACAAUUCUAAAUUCAGGUUGCUGAGCUGCUCUCGUGGCAACGAUCAUGUAGUGAACAGUUCUGUUGAAAAUUUAAUUUUGAAUUUUAGGCAAACAAAGUUUGUUUCAAAGGUGAACACACCAAGUUCUUUCGAAAGAGGAAUGUUCAUACUAUUAGGCGACAUGAAAUUUAUUGCUCUGCGAUGAUUUUGAGGUGAGAUAUUGGAUUUAUGUCCUAUAAUGGCCAUGUCGUCCAGUGCCAAUACUGACAACCGUUCAAGUACAUACAGUACAUAUUAUAUGCAUCAUGUCGAUCAUAUUUACGUGUCUUUGCGUUCAGUUGGUACUGAGACGUUUGGAUUCUGGCAGUGCGUUGUUUCAGUGGUUUUGGGUUUUUUGGGACACCCUGUAUACAGUAUACUGCGAAUUAAAAGGUUUAUGUUAGGAAGAGGAGGGGCACCAUGCAAUGGACUUAACGUCCAGUUUGUGCCUUGUCCGUUUGAGAACAGCUCUUUAAUUGUAUGUUAGAUGAAUAUUUGUUAAAUUAAUUUGUACUUAAUAAAGUUUAACAAACAGAGUACGACGAAAAUGUAAAGCAAUUGCAUCAACUAGACUCAGAAACACAACAAGUGCAUUCCAUUAACAAGUGAGAUAUAUUUUUUACAUAUAUUAAUAUUUUUUACAUAUAUUGUUAAUAUUUUUUUAAUUAUUUUGUUAUUUUAAAAUAUAAUGGUUAAAUAUUCAAAAUAUAUAGGAUGUUCAGAGAUUGGGCCGCCUGUGCUCCAACCCACUCCUUGUAAUGGAAGUGUAUCAUUGUUUGUGGAAGCAUGUAAUUUGCUACUCUGCCCUCCCCACUUAGCCAAUAUAUUUUUGUAAAGUCAUGUGACCAGUCCCAACCAGGGUCUUUCCCAUAGGUAAGACCCAGGGUACGAGGUUGUAUAUGCAGAUGAUACAAAUGCUUUCUAUUCAAAUUUGUGCUUGAAAAGGUUGUAUAAUACAAUACAAAAUGAAAUGAAUAAGGUUGUGAAAUGGCUCAAUGCCAAUAAAUUAUCAAUCAAUAAAUUAUCAAAAACAAAAUUUGUAAUUUUUAAAUAAAAAAAUAAGUCUUUACUUGAAUACAGAAAAUACAAUCAAAAUAAAUAAUAUUUGGUUAAGCAAGUGCCGUUUGUAAAGUUUCUAGGAGUUAUAAUUAACGAAGAGUUGACAUGGAAGAUCCAAAUUAGCUCAGUUCUGAAAAGUAUUGUCAAAUGUACAGGUCUGGUCGCUAAACUAAGACAUACAAAUAGAAACACUUGAAAAUUCAUUUACUACGCAUUUAAUAGCUUAUCUACGGUGGCUCAGAAGGGACAUAGUCUCUCUACUAUUUUAUUGUUCCUCUUAUUUUGUACGUUGCGACUUGCUACUUAGGUUGCGCCUUGGGUUGCGACUUACGUUGCGACUUACGUUGCGACUUACAUUGCGAAUUAGGUUGCGAAUUAGGACUUCCGGUUAGUUACGUGAAAAACGCAAGCUGCUUAUCAAGAAUGUCUGCUGUCAACACUGCGAUGUCGGAGAUAGAUCAGGUAUAUAUUUUAUAAUUUAUAUUAUAAUGUUUAUGUUUUGUUUGUAAGUUAUUCAUUUAGUAUACAAUUUCAGGUAUACAAUUUUUUAAAAAACCGAAGUGUGCAAGAGGAAGUAUGCUGCAAUUUCCAAGUUGAAAAGGUAUAAAAUUAUUAAACAUUCAAUAUAUUAAAUAGAAGGCAAUUAUGACCUAUGACCUCCUUCAAAUAUUAAAAUAAGUCAAAAUACAUAAGGCUAUCUUCUACAAACUUUCCCUUCGUCUUCGAGGAUUAUAUUGGGCAAUUUAUAUAAUACGUACCUUCGCUUGCAACUAUUAAAGAAGGCUAAGUAAAGAUGAACGGUCGCAGAUUUUUAUCUAUCAUUGUCUAUUCUGAUGACAAAGUUCAAUGUUUGUGAUGAUCAUUUGAUGCAGUGUGACCAGAUAUUUUGCAAGCCAAUAUAAAUACGAAAAACAAAGUGACUAGAUGACCUAUGUAGUAAACUGCCAGCUAUAUGAUGACUAUAGUUGUAUAUAAAAACAUUUGUUUACACUAGUUUAACUGAACUUGCCGUUAGUGCAUUUGGUAGAGGCGCUGCAUACGGAAAGUGAAACCCAGCCGGGGGCGGGUCAUAUUUUUAACGUCUGACUUAGCAUCUUUUUUUCUUAAAAUUUUUUCUCUGCCUUUUUAACUCUCAAAAGGUUAGGUUAGGUGUAUAUGAGGGUUUGAGGCUAGGGAACGGUUUAUCUUAUAAAAAUUAAACUUCAAUUAUAGUCACUAUAUAGCCGGCAGUUUACUAGAUAGCCGGCUGCCGGUCAUCUAGUCACUUCGUACUAUUAAAAAAUAAACAUGCAAACAAUUACUAAAUAAGCAUGCAAACAAAUACCAAAAUGUAGCAAAAAUUAAUAAAUUUAUUCUGCUGUUAACCAAAGUGGUUAAACUGCUUUCCAUCACCGAAACUAUGUUUUUCUUUCUCACCUGUACUUUUUUUUGCAAUUGCGCCAAAUGCAAAUAUGGCAUCGCGUCCCAAAUCUGUAAUCUGCAAAGGUCAGUGGUGAUCAACCCCGGUCCUGAGCCUGGGAGGGUCCCAAGCCUGCAAUCAACACAGGUCAGUGGUGAUCACUGAGCACGAUUUGGUAUAUACUUCGUGUGACCUCUAUUAUUAUGUAUCAGGGCAGAUACCCGACACCCAACCCAACCUCUAACCCCGACUGGUGGUCAAAUGAAGUAUCUACGCACGAUUCAGCUAAUGGCCUAGCAGCUUGCAAUUGGGAUGUACAGCUCUAAAAGCAUGGACCUGCAAUUUUGGUCCGGGCCCCCAAAAAGCUCUGGCCAUCCCUGCCUCUAGUCUCUCCAGAUUUAGUAUAAUGGUCUUUAGUCUCCCAUUAUUUAGUAUAAUUUGUAUUCCUGGGUUAGUAUAAUGGCUUUUAUUUUAACAAUAAAGAAUUAAAUAUAUCUAUAGUUCUAAUAUGUAAAUACUAAAUUUAAAUAACCCCUAUGGUUCUUCUUAUUUUUUUAUUAGAUGGACAUUGCAGCUAUAUCGUUGGCCAAAGAUGAAGAAUUACAAGACUUAGGCUUAACACGGAAGGGAGACAUAUUAGCUUUAAGAGCCUUCUGCAAACAAGACAAUGAAGCAACUAAGGAAGAGAGAACAGAAAAAAAAAAGAAAACUCCUUCAGACCUUGAAGUCAAAGCUGCCAAGGAAUAA